CUCCCUAACUCCGCAAUUUCCUCGUCGAUAGAUCUAAGGACUCGAUCCAGUCCCUCGGCUUUCCAGAUUUGGAAGCUCCGAUGUCGGAAUUCUCCUGGAGCGAGGAGGAGCGGCGCAUGGCAGCCGCCGUUCUUGGCCCUGAGGCCUUCGGUUACCUCGCCGCCAGCCGCGCCUCCUCCGACGGCCUCACUGCCGCUGCCUUCUCCUCCUCCGCUGAGGCCGACCUGCAGAGGCGCCUCCUCGACCUAGUCGAGGGCCCUCGCGACCGCCCCGGCCUCGGCUGGAACUACGCCAUCUUCUGGCAGAUCUCCCGCGCCAAGUCCGGCGACCUCGUCCUUGGCUGGGGCGACGGGUCCUGCCGCGACCCCCGCGACGGCGCAGAGGCCGCCGCAGCGGCGGCGGCGGCGGCCGUGAGGUCGGGCGGCGACGACGAGCCCCGGCAGAAGAUGAGGAUGGCCGUGCUCCAGAAGCUCCACGUGUUCUUCGGCGGGUCGGAUGAGGACAACUACGCCCUCCGCCUCGAUCAGGUCACCGACGCCGAGAUGUUCUUCCUCGUGUCGAUGUAUUUCUCCUUUCCUCGGGGAAAGGGCGCUCCCGGUCGGGCUUUGGCGGCCGGGAAGCACCUCUGGAUCCUCUCGCCCUCCGAUUACUGCUACAGGGGAUUCUUGGCAGCUUCUGCCGGGUUCCGGACGAUUGUUGUUGUGCCAUUCGAGACGGGAGUCCUCGAAUUGGGAUCUGUCAGGUCGCUAACGGAAAGCCCUGAUGCCUUGCAGACGAUAAAGUCGGUGUUUUUGGGUACAAUUCACACACAGUUGCCUCGAUCUAGCGAGAAGAACGACAGAAAUGGGCCCGAGGCAUGCACAAAGAUCUUUGGAAAGGACCUCAAUCUUGGGACUCCUAAUGUCGAUGACAAGAUCUUGGUUACAAAGGUAGAGGAUAAUUCUUGGGACACACAGCUGAAGAGUGGCAGCAGAAGUUGGAUGCUGUUUCCAAAUGUUCGAAAGGGAAUGCAGAGUUUCAGCUGGAACCAUGUCCGUGGUCUGAAUUCUCAUCAGCAACAGUUUGGUAAUGGUCUCAUAGUGGCUGCCAGUGAAGCCGUUAAUCAUAGCAAUGGAGUGAGGGGAGAUCCUUCGCUUGGCCAAUUCCAGAUCCAGACGAAUCAGCACAAGCCCCAACAGUCAAUACAGCCACCACCGAGACAGAUUGAUUUUAGUGUAGGCGGGACUUCAAGAGCCGGGGCUUUGAUUGCCCAUAUCGGAGCAUUGGAAGGUGACCAUGCAGAUGUAGAUGCUUCAAGCAAAGACAAAAAGGCCAGCCCACUAGAUGAGCGGCGGCCUAGAAAGAGGGGAAGAAAGCCUGCAAAUGGAAGAGAGGAACCUCUCAAUCAUGUUGAAGCAGAACGCCAGAGAAGGGAAAAGCUCAACCGUAGGUUCUAUGCUUUGCGUGCGGUGGUACCUAACAUUUCAAAGAUGGACAAGGCAUCCUUGCUGGGAGAUGCCAUUGCGUAUAUCACAGAUCUCCAAAAGAGGUUGAAGGAGAUGGAAUCUGAGAGGGAGAUGUUCUUGGAGUCCGGUAUGGUGGAUCCUAGUACUCGAGUGUGUUGUCCUGAGUUUGAUGUUCAAGCACAGCAGGAUGAGGUGAUUGUGCAAGUUAGCUCUCCUUUGAAUACCCAUCCUGUUUCUAAAGUUUUUCAAGCUUUAAAGGAGGCAGAGAUUGAUGUGGCUGAAUCAAAGGUCUCAGGUGGCGAAGAUACUAUUCAGCAUACUUUCAUCAUCAAAUCACCAGGCUCUGAACAGCAAACCAAGGAUAAGAUAGUUGCUGCAUUAUCUUCUGAAACAAACUCGACAUAACAAAUUAUCUGAUGUUGUGAUAACAGUGGUCCAGAUGAAGAAGCCAUGGAGGUGUGAAGGAUCAUGUUAUCUGAUGACUUGGGAGUUUGCUUCAAAUAGUGACAUGCUUCUCAUGGUUAUUUAUUUUCACCAGAAGUGAAGAUCCGACUCUAAUUAGUUUUUGACUAACCUGAUAGUUCACCAAUAACUCUAUUGUUAUUUGUGCUGGUAAGAAUCCCUUGAACUAUGUUUGGUGAUGUUUGAUUGUUUGUAAUAUACACUUAUCCUCCAAGUGCUAUAUGUUCACUUAUUAUAAUACAUAUAGUGCAAAUCUGUACCCAAUAAA
This is a messenger RNA of Musa acuminata subsp. malaccensis (wild Malaysian banana), 2175 nucleotides long. Its product is annotated as transcription factor MTB1. Gene Ontology annotation, cellular component: nucleus. The record is from RefSeq and is a predicted model, not a curated record. Gene Ontology annotation, biological process: regulation of DNA-templated transcription. Gene Ontology annotation, molecular function: transcription cis-regulatory region binding; protein dimerization activity; DNA-binding transcription factor activity. NCBI's taxonomy places the organism in Eukaryota, Viridiplantae, Streptophyta, Magnoliopsida, Zingiberales, Musaceae.